UAACCUGAGCGUAACAGCUGAUUUAAUAAAUUUAUAAUCAUAUCUUUAUAUAUAUAUAUAUAUAUAUAUAUCAUAUAUUUAUAUAUAUCAUAACUUAAAAUUGCGCGUACAGCAAAUGAAUUUGUGCAAAUUAGCUGUCCUUUGAUUCUGACACCACAUGGAUGAAUCGACUAGCAAUCUUGUCACAGAACUACGUCGGCCUUCAAUAACAAGAAUUGUACUUAGAAUAAUAGUGGCAUUGCUUGUAUUAUUCAUUGUUCUGUCGAUUGCGUUCGUCGCUCUUUACAUCCACGAAAAAAAUACUGGAGAUGCGAAAAUGGGGAACGUGUGCUAUGAUACAUCUUGCAUUAUAACUGCUGCAGAAAUAUCAAAGAAACUAAAUACAUCCGUUGACCCGUGUGAUGAUUUUUACCAGUUCAGCUGUGGAGGUUUCGUAGAGAAUAACUUCGUUCCUGAUGAAGACAGUUUACUCGUGUCUUUUACGAUCGUUAAUAAAAGAAUUCAAGACAAUAUUGCCACUUUUCUCGAUAAUGGUUAUUCAAGAAAGAUUUCUGGUUCCGCAGUUGGCAAAAUGUUUAACUACUAUACUUCGUGCAUGAAUGUAAAGUACAUUGAAAAUUCCGGUAAAGUUCUCAUUCGUAAUUUGCUGAAGACCUACAUCUCAACUCCCUUAAAUGCGAACUGGACUCUCGAAAAAAUCUUGGGUCGUGUUUUGCGUGAUUUUGGCGUAGGAGUGUUGGUUUCUUCCGACGUGACACCUUUGCCUUACAAUACGUCUGUAAACAAAAUUACUGUCGGUGGAGGAAUCGUUGGUACGAUAAAGAAGUCGUCAAUGACUGACGAAGAUCAGCCGAGAGAACUUGUGUUACAAGAGGCUUACAGGCGGUACAUGAACACAACCUUUAAAUUACUUGGUAUUCACUCCUCUGUUAGUGAUGUACUGCAAAUAGAAAGGAUAUUCUUAACGUUGAAGUAUUAUCUGAACAAGACAGGUAAUUUCACAAAGGAGAUGACUGUGGCUGAGUUGAAUGAGCAGUCUCAUGGCAAGUUCAACUGGACGAUUUAUUUUAAUGAAGUUCUGAGUGCCGUUGGAAAAUCGGUUGUUAACGACACACAAGUGUUGGUUUACUCACCGGCAAAGUUACAGUUGAUUGUUCGCUUCAUGGCUCAGCAUUCAAAAGAAACUAUCACCCGUGAAAUCACGUGGGUUCUUGUGAAUAAUAUGAUCGCGGCAUUACCCGAGGAUUUCCGAAAUGCACGUAACAAAUACGUCAGUGUAGUAUCAGGAGUCGAAACUCCGCCAGCAAGACGACGAUUAUGUGUCGAUGAAACCAAUAAAUACUUCGAAUACCCCAUUGCAAAGUUGUACGCCGAAAGAUAUCUUUCCCAAAAUGCCAGGCAGAGGGUGUUUGAUCUUUUCUAUGAAGUGCGAAAGCAGUUUAGUGAAGGAUUAAAAGAGCUCGAGUGGAUGGAUGAUAAAACCCGGGCUGGGGCACGUUUGAAGUUGAUGAAAAUGAAAGAAAGCGUUGGUUAUCCUUUAUUUGUUCAAGACACGGCAAAAUUGAACAAAAUGUACGAAAAUUAUCUUGUGAAUAACACAAACUUCUUCGACAACAAACUGAAAGUUUUAAAAGCCCGAGUUAUAGAUAGACUGAAGGCCUUAGAUAAUCAACCCGAUGAUCAAAGGUUUCCUGCUCCUCCUGUUGCAGUGAACGCGUUUUAUUAUCCUUUAAAGAACAAAAUAUAUGUUCUUGCUGGAAUUUUGAACAAGCCGUUUUAUGGACCCGAGCAGUUAAAGGCGUUAAACUACGGUAGCAUUGGUAUGAUCGUCGGUCAUGAAAUUACCCACGGAUUUGAUGCUUUGGUAUGCUCAUUUUCAUGCAGCAGUAAUUACGAUGAAAAGGGUAAUCUAAGACAAUGGAUGACGGAGAAGGCAAAAAACAACUUCGACGCGAGAUCACAAUGCUUGGUUAAUGUGUACAACAGUACGUAUGUCUACGGCAGAAAGUUAGACGGGAAGAUGACACUCUCUGAAAAUAUUGCCGAUAAUGGAGGACUCAAGUACGCUUAUCGUGCGUACAUGAAGUGGCGUGAAACCAAUGGAGAGGAGGCAAAAUUACCAGGAUUAGACUUCACAAACGAGCAGCUAUUUUCAUUGCUUUCGGUCAGACUUGGUGCUCAAAAUAUCGCAGCGAAGUGAUCGACUAUAAUUUGAAAUACGACUCACACUCGUUAAAUCCAGCCAGAGUGCGAGUGCCGUUAUCAAAUUUUCCACAGUUCAGCAAAGCCUUCAACUGCAAAGCACCAAAACACGAUUGUGUUCUUUGGUAAUGCCAUCGACAUCAUAAUUCCUACUUUUAAUGCUGUUUUUUUUACUUUCAAAGUAAUAGGCACUUGUUUUAGUUAGUUAAUUUUAAGAAACUCAAUGCUGAAUAUUUUUCCUUAAUCCAAUGACACCACAAGUUUGAGUGCGAAAAGAAUACUGGUCUUUGUUUUUAAAUUUCCCAAGUAUUUAUGUGUUCGAAAUUUGUAAUUGAAACUGGGUUUUUAAGAAGAGAAUAAAUCUUGAAUUCAGUCUUGAAAA
This is a messenger RNA of Xenia sp. Carnegie-2017, 2584 nucleotides long. RefSeq names its product membrane metallo-endopeptidase-like 1. Bases 158 to 2200 code for a protein of 680 amino acids. NCBI's taxonomy places the organism in Eukaryota, Metazoa, Cnidaria, Anthozoa, Malacalcyonacea, Xeniidae. The record is from RefSeq and is a predicted model, not a curated record. Gene Ontology annotation, molecular function: metalloendopeptidase activity. Gene Ontology annotation, biological process: protein processing. The transcript has 19 exons. Gene Ontology annotation, cellular component: plasma membrane.